UGGAAUAUGUGUUAUGCUUUUUUGUUUUGUUUUUUUGCUCAACUUUAAUUUUAAUACUAUCUUACGUAUAGAAAGAGAACAUGAGUAAACACUAAUUUCCGGCUGUAGUAUGUUGGCGAUUAAUAUUCUAAAGAAUUAUGACGGUUUUCUAGAAUUUUAUAAUUUGCUGUUAUUAUCAUGUUUCGAUGUUCUGCGAAAUCUCGCGCCCCCUGUCCAAAUGUCAUCCCAAGAAAAGAAUUUCGUAGCUUAGCUAAGAUUUCGCAGCACAAUGAGCGAGUCGGAAUUGUUGUGUCUCGGUAUGUUACGGGUGCAAUGUGAAUUCUACCAUCUUUGGGAAAGUUUAUUAACAGCAGGCGAUUUAAUCAAUUAAUACAGUUCUUACUCUAAAAGACUUCGCCGUAGGCAACAUGUCGUGGAAUGAGAUCGAACAUGGGUUAUACUUAGGGAAUUUGGAUGCUGCACAAGAUGAGAGUGUUUUGACACUUUUAAACAUCACUCACGUUUUAACUAUUAACGUUCUGCCUCUUAAGCAGUUUAUCAAAUCAGAUCUUAAGACUAAGUGUAUGUUUAUUCCAGCAAAUGACACAGCGGACUCGGAUCUAUUAUCUUGGUUUAAUGACACGAACUUGUUCAUCAAAGAAGGACGAGAAAAAGGAGCCUGUUUUGUGCAUUGCUUUAUGGGAAUAUCCAGAAGUGCAACUGUUGUAAUAGCUUAUCUGAUGAAUCAAUACCAACUUUGUUAUGAAGAGGCUUAUCAUAUGGUGAAGGAGAAGAGAAACUGUAUAAUUAUUCCUAACUACCUGCAAGUAGUUCUAACACCUUAUUGAUCAAUCUGUGCAACUUCCCAGGUUAAUCCAGAACAAGAACCAAAACCCUCAAGUAAUUGGUUACUGUGAUGGCCUAAUAAUGGAUUUCGGGCACAACUGAAACUGUAUGAAAAUAUGAAAUGGAAAAUUGACUCUUCAAACAUACAGUAUAAACUAUUUUAUUGGAAUUGCCAUGGCCAGGAACUAGACAAAG
Messenger RNA from Limulus polyphemus (Atlantic horseshoe crab), 1020 nucleotides. RefSeq names its product dual specificity protein phosphatase 22-like. The coding region runs from base 408 to 827 and encodes 139 amino acids. NCBI's taxonomy places the organism in Eukaryota, Metazoa, Arthropoda, Merostomata, Xiphosura, Limulidae. Gene Ontology annotation, biological process: protein dephosphorylation. The record is from RefSeq and is a predicted model, not a curated record. Gene Ontology annotation, molecular function: protein tyrosine/serine/threonine phosphatase activity. The transcript has 4 exons. Gene Ontology annotation, cellular component: cytoplasm.